UUUUGUGAAUGAGAAUCAAAUAUUCGAAUUCGUAACCUUCUAGCUGAUUGUGCUGCCCCACGGAGUUCAGUCUAUAAGCAUUUUCUUUCAAAUAAAAUUUGCAGGAAAAAGGAAGCUGGCGAUUGAAAAAAAUGCUAAAGCCUGAGGAGUUGAUCAUUGACAUUACACAAAUUAAGGAGUCUGCUGAGUGGCACCCCGAGUGUUGCAUCUACAAGGUCCCCAAGAGACUUCGUGAUGUAAAGAAAGAAGCCUACACUCCAAAGCUAAUUUCAAUAGGCCCUGUUCAUCGCGACAAUGAUGAACUAAAGGACAUGCAAACGCUAAAACUGAGAUAUUUCAAGGAGUUCUUUUCUCGGACUUGCAAAGGCCAGAAGGAAUUUGCAAGUAUUGUUGAAAAAAAUGAAGAUAUGAUCCGCAAUUGCUAUGCAGCUGAUAUCUCACUACCUGAAGGGGAAGAUUUCAAGAAAAUGUUUCUGCUGGCUUCUAUCUUUAUCAUUGAGCUCUUCUUGAGGACUUUUUCAACCAGAAAAGAUGAAAGUCGGUUCCGAAUCGUUCACAAGGAUUAUAUAUUAAGUAAACCAUGGCUAAAGGAUGGCAUAAGGCAAGACUUGAUAUUACUUGAGAAUCAGGUUCCAUUUUUUCUUCUUAACGACUUAUAUGACCAAAGCUUGUGUACCGCCAUUCAUAAAUCAUUUCUUACGCUUGCCUGUAAUUACUUUUUUCUCAGUGACAAGGAAUUAUCCAUUGAGAAUGAAGUAAAAAAUUUCACUGAUUUGCACAGAUAUUUCUACCAUCCACCAAACCAUGAAACUGGAGAUCCCCUUGAUCAUCUAUAUAGUGCAACAAAGUUGGACAUGGCAGGAUUAAUAUUCCAGAAGUGGGAACCUCAGAAUCUUGAGGAAAAAUCAUUAGAAGAAAAAAGAUGUUUACUAGACAUUAAAAUCCAUAAGUGGGAGCACAUGGAAAUUUGUCCAUGUAUCAAUUGCUCAUGGCUCAUGCUUUGUUUACCAUGCUUGGAAAAAUUUUCGUGCUUGGAGCGUAUGCAAACUCGCUUGGUAGUCCCACAGUUUGUGGUAGAUGACGGAACUGAAGACCUUUACCGAAACCUCAUGGCCUUGGAGCAGUGUCAUUAUCCAUCUGAAGCUUACAUAUGCAAUUAUAUCUUGUUAUUGGAUUUUCUUAUCAAUAGUAAAGAAGACGUGGAGUUACCUGUUGACGAAAGGAUUUUUGUUAACUCAUUAGGCAGCAAUGAAGCAGUUGCCAAUAUGGUUAACAAACUUGGCCAUGAAAUUGUGGAAACAAAUUCCUAUUACCAUGCUGCCGCAAAAGAUCUUAAUGGUCACUAUAAAAACUGUUGGAACCAUAACAUGGCAUCCUUGAAGACAGUAUAUUUCCGUAAUAUUUGGAGAGGCACAGCAACUGUUGUUGGGGUCAUAGUCCUGCUUAUAACUUUCUUAAAUUUCCUUAGGCCUUUUGUCUUGAAGAAUAUUUAAGUUUUUUCAUUGUGAUAUUAUCAUGUUCAAGGCAUUGCUAGUAGUUGUUUUCGAAAUUGUCAAUUUGUUUAGUUUGUGAUACUAUUUCCUUUCUAAAAAGUUCUAAUUUUCACUUCA
This is a messenger RNA of Quercus lobata, 1610 nucleotides long. Its product is annotated as UPF0481 protein At3g47200-like. The transcript is spliced from 2 exons. Lineage: Eukaryota; Viridiplantae; Streptophyta; Magnoliopsida; Fagales; Fagaceae. The record is from RefSeq and is a predicted model, not a curated record. The coding region runs from base 132 to 1493 and encodes 453 amino acids.